This is a messenger RNA of Drosophila grimshawi, 1578 nucleotides long. Its product is annotated as meiosis-specific nuclear structural protein 1. Lineage: Eukaryota; Metazoa; Arthropoda; Insecta; Diptera; Drosophilidae. Gene Ontology annotation, cellular component: motile cilium. The transcript has 2 exons. Gene Ontology annotation, biological process: cilium organization. The record is from RefSeq and is a predicted model, not a curated record. Bases 45 to 1466 code for a protein of 473 amino acids.
ACAUUGUUUUACAUUGUUUAUUGUAUCUACGUGAUUUUGCUACCAUGACAGCGGUAAUAAGGAGAUAUAUGGAGGCGAGGGAUGCAACCCCCGCAAUUCAUAUCACAGGCAGGCCCAAAUUUAAUGUGGAGGUCGACGAGAAAUUUAUGUACCAAAGAGCCAAAUACUAUUGUGCUACCACAAACGAAAUGGAUCUCCGCAGCACCGAGAUGUCCAAGGAUAAUAGUCUGCGGCAGCGUGCCGCCUUCGUCGAGGAAACAAUGUCUGAUGAGCUGAAGAAACUGAAACACAAAGAGUUCAUCGAUCGAAAGCGGCGUCAACAGUUGCGCAACGAUUGCGAGGAGCUGCGGGAAAUUGCGGAGCAAUUGCGAUUGGCAGCUAUAACAAAGGACCUCGACGAUAGCAUUGUGGAAAUGAAUAAACACCGACAGUUGGCAAAAAAUGCCCAAAUGCUGGAAUUUCAACGUGUCGAGGCCGAGAGGCAACAGCAGUUGGCCAGCCAAGUUGAGCAGGAGUUGCACAAGAAGGAGCAGCAAAAAGAGCUGCUUGCGUCGCUCUCAACGCAAAUUGAAGAGACGCGUAAUCGUCGCCAGCAACAAUAUGUGCAAUCGCUGACGGAACGCGAGGAACUUAUAGCCAUGCAGCGACAAAUCGAGGAGGAGGACAGAUUGCAGCAACUGGAGCUCGAGCGGCAGAAGCAGAAGAAACGCAACGAUAUGAUCAAGCUCAUUGAACAGCAGCGGGAAUACAAGGAGCUGCAAAGGGCGCAGUCCAACGAGGACAUUGCAAAGGUGUUGCAGAAUCAAUCGGAGAUGCUUGAGCAACAGGACAGAAUAGAUCAGGCCAGGCUUGCAGCUCAGCGUAAGCAGGAGCAGAUUAGUUUGCGCAUUGGUCAACAGGUCUUUGAAAUUGAGGAUCGGAAACGGCAACGUGACAAUUUGUUGCUGGAUCUGCUGCAGGCAGAGUACAAAGCCAAGGACGAUGAACGCUAUCGGCAGCAGCUCGAGCAGGAGCAAUUGGAGCGUCGUCGUGCCCGUGAGGAAUUGGAACGGUAUCGCGCUGAGGUCGCUGAGCGGGAUAUGGAGCAAGCGCGCCUCAAGCUGGCAAAUGCAGUGCACCAAAACGUCGACUGCACCACAAUGCAAGAGAUUAAGGAGCGGGAACUGCAGGAGCGUUUGCGACGGAAAGAGCAUGGUGCCCUACUGCUCUCUAUGAUUGAAGAGAACCAUCGCAAACGUGCCGAUGCAGCGGCGGAAAAUAUGAAAUUCUUCGAAACGAAAGCCAAAUCAGAGGCUGAGCUGCAGCAGCGCAUUCGCGAGGAGCGUCUCGAGAUGCUGGGCUCCGUGCCACCGUCGGUGCUGAAAUAUCUACCAAAGCACGUGCUUUCCGAGUCGGAUCGCAAGUAUUUCAAUAUAGACAACAAAACAGUUAGCGCGACUGCAAAAGGGCAGCAAAGAUUCAAGUAAUUUAAGACCAAGGCUAUUGUAAAUUUAAAAUUAUGCUUCAACUUGUUCGUGUAUAUUUAGUUUGUUCUGGCAAAAUCCUUAGUUGACAUUUCAAAUACAGGCGCCAAACCCA